Molecule: messenger RNA, 903 nt
Organism: Symbiodinium natans
Lineage: Eukaryota; Dinophyceae; Suessiales; Symbiodiniaceae
Source: the annotation of a GenBank genome assembly
AUGUUCCGGCCUGCUUGUCUUGCAGACGUGCACUGGGCAUCUCUCUGCGCGGGCGCGGCCUUGUCCGCCGCAACGUGCCUCGCCCUAGCCCUGCGACGAAGUCCCCCGUGGCUCUUGCAGUGGCUCAUGGCGCCUGAGGUGCGCCGUUCCGCCUGGGAUGCUCUUAAGCAGGGACAUGAGCAUGCGGCACGCCCAAGGAGGAGGGCCGCAAGGCUGUAUCUCAUCAGGCAUGGACAAAGUGAGGCCAACCAACAGGCCGACAGAGUAGGCGGGCGCGAUGAGAAGACCCCGCUCACCACCCUGGGCGAAAGGCAGGCACGAAAGUUGGGUGAGCGUUUCAAAGGUGAGGGCAUCAGCUUCGACUGUGUGUUCGCCUCCCACGCAGUUCGGGCGUUUCGCACAGCUCAGCUGGCUUGUGAGGUUCUUGGAUUUUUGGGCCGAAUCGAGGUGGAGAGGCGAGUUGUUGAGUUCUCACAGGGUGCUCUUGAGCAGCAGCCUCGUCAAGAAGUCUAUCGGGAAGGUGGGCCCAUCAGACAGCGUAUCCGUGCACAAGGCAACCUCUUCUUUCGUCCACCAGGCUAUUCUCCAGACGGUACACGUGGAGAGUCUGCCUGGGACACCGAACUUCGCUUUUCGGAGUUUGUGGAUGGGUUGCUGAUGGCUGGGGAGUCCAAAAAACCCGAGCAGCGCGAGCUUGUUGUGGGAGUCUUCGCCCAUGGCAUGGCCAUCAAAUCCUUCGUCCGCGGUGCUUUUUCAGCCGCGCCCAGCUUCUUGGUAAAUGCUCAGGUGGACAACACAUCCAUCACCGAGAUGGUGUACAAGCCACGACAAGAUGAGCUUGGAGGCUGGUCCUUGGUGCGGUUCAAUGAUGCUUCUCACCUGAGGCAUCUUCAAUGCGGGUGA